GCUCGCCGUGGCGUGACGUCAUCGCGGCGAGCAGCCAGCUGGUGGCCGCCAUUUCCUCCGGUCCGGACGGAGCACCGAGCGAGCGGCGGGAGCCCCGGCCCCUCCAGGCUGAUGUGUGUCCCUAUCCGCGAGGAGCAUGUUCCCUAACUCCCCCGGCCGCCCCCCGCUGCCCCACUCCGGGUACAGCCCCAGCCAGCUGCUGCAGGCCCAGCUCAGCUUCCAGAAACAUGUCGGCACCAAGUCCAGUGAUGAUGGAAUUAAAGUUUCUGACAGUGUACCUGCAAUAAAUGGAAGUUGUCCUGCCAUUUGUCUCUCUAGAAUGCUCAUGAAUGGGAACAUUUUGCCACCAAUGUCACCACAACCAUGGUCUUAUGGAAAUCACAACCCUAUGGUCAGUCCUGGCUCUUCAUCUUCCACGUUCCAGAACCGGAAGAGGAGAAGCGAUGAGGGAAAUAUUUAUGACGUCAAGAGACAGCGUUUUCAUACGCCUCCGCAAUCUUCGCCUGCAAUUCACCAAUCCGUGCCUUUAAGAGAUGACCUCAGAAGAUCUUUCCCAGGGUCUAUUGCAUUGCCGCUGCUGCAGUCUCCUGCUCCUGAGAUCAAUGGAUGUGCUUCAUCUUCCAGAGACUCGUGGCUGUUUGACCAUGUUGAGCUUACUUUACCAAUUGCUAAGGAGAAGUUGAGCCAGCAGAUAUUGGACUUGUUCCAAGCAUGUCAGCAGCAGAUAAGCGACUUGAAGAAGAAAGAUGUUUGUCGAGCAGAACUCCAGAGGGAAAUUCAGCAAAUCUUCCCCCAGAGCAGGCUUUACCUAGUGGGCUCUUCCCUGAAUGGAUUUGGCACAAGGAGCAGUGAUGCUGAUCUGUGCUUGGUUAUGAAAGAGGAGCCGGUCAAUCAGAAAACCGAAGCAAGGCAUAUACUCAGCUUACUCCAAAAACACUUCUACACCAGACUUUCAUAUAUAGAGAGACCUCAGCUAAUCCGAGCUAAAGUGCCAAUUGUGAAGUUCAGGGAUAAAGUCAGUGGUGUGGAGUUUGACUUGAAUGUAAACAAUGUUGUAGGGAUCAGAAAUACAUUCCUUCUCAGAACCUAUGCACACAUGGAGAACCGUGUCCGGCCUCUAGUACUGGUUGUUAAAAAGUGGGCAAGUCAUCAUGGGAUUAACGAUGCCAGUCGCGGGACUCUGAGCAGCUACAGUCUUGUUUUAAUGGUUUUGCACUAUUUACAAACCCAACCUGAACCCAUUCUUCCAUCUCUUCAAAAAAUCUACCCAGAUUGUUUUAAUCCUACUAUGCAGUUGCACCUUGUCCAUCAAGCUCCUCGCAAUGUUCCGCAGUACUUUUCCAAAAAUGGAGCAUCCCUUGGCGAACUUCUUGUGGGUUUCCUAAAAUAUUUUGCCAUUGAAUUUGAGUGGGGUAAAAGAACUGUUUCUGUACGUGAGGGUAAAGCUAUGGCACGGACAGACGGCAUUGAAUGGAGGAACAAAUAUAUCUGUGUGGAAGAACCAUUUGACAGAACAAACACUGCUCGAGCGGUCCACGAGAAGCAGAAAUUUGAUCUGAUUCAGGAAGAAUUUUUGAAGGCCUGGGUGAGAUUGAGGGACAACCGAGAUUUAAACAGCGUGCUACCUGUUCAAAGAAUUAUCGGGAUGCAGAAGAGAUAAGUGUCUUAGAACUGGAUUCUCCUGGAAAAUAGAAAUAAUAUAUAUCAUUUUUUUACAUUGCAAUAUGCUUACACAACUGAAGACUUGAUUGGACUCUUCAUAUUGGGUUGGUUUUUUUUUGUUUUUGUUUUUUUAAACCGCUGCCUCUGAUAGUGAUAAAAUAAGGUCUUUGUUUUAGUAAAAGGAUUUCAUUUACAAUAUAGCAGUUUUAUUGUAUGUCUGGUAUGGACCACUGUUUGAAAUGCUGGAACCUGAAGUCCUCUUUAUUCACAAACCGCAGACCUUUUGUCUGAGUAUCCAGAUUUAUAUUUUUUUGUCUUUUUUUUAUGCUGAACGUGCUAUGAAUUUGCACUACACAUUGAUCAAAUGCUACCCCUCUUUUGUCUCGCAAUGAUAAGUGACAUAUCUUCCCGUGUAUUCUACAUGUAUGUAAAAUGUGAUCUAGAAACUGCUUCAACUCCUUAAUAUGUUUACCUCAGACACUGCUGUGUUCUUAAAGGACAACUGUAACCGCAAACCAUUUAAAACUUGCUGAAAGGGUUAUUACAUUUAAAAUAAAGUAGAAGUAAAAAAAAAUUUUUUUUUUUUUUUAUAUGAAUUACACAUCCCUCCCUUUAAUAUCUGACUGGAUCCUGCGGCCAUAUACACACACCUUGGGUCAGACAGUGUUUGAAAAUGGUUAGUUAGUCUCUAUGGUCUUUCCUGCUUCACUCCCUGCACAGAAAGAGAGAAGACCAUAGAGACUAACUGUCUGACCCGAGGUGUAUGUUUAUGGCUGCAGGAUCCCAUCAUAUAUUAAAGGGAGGGAUGAGUUUUCCUCACACUUUCUUUUUACAUAUACUUUAUUUUAGACUUGAUAAAAGACAAUUAUAUUUAAAAAAAAUAAAUAAAAAUGUAUUUUUGGCGCUGACCGUUGUCUUUUAAUUACGGUUUCAGGAUUCAUUGGAUCUUUUUUCCACCGAUCCCAGCAGAUUUGCUUUACGUUAAACCAUAGCCUGAAAGAGCUGUAGGCCGUAUGAUUUUGUGUGAUAAUGUGUGAUGUGUACGGAAGCUGCUCGCGUUGCCAUUGGUUCCACAUGGUAAUAGAAGGGAUAUCUUUCUAUGCCGCGCUCUCCCCUCCAAUAGUGGUAGUAUGUGUUAUUGCUGCUAAAUAAACAAUCCCCUCCUCCACACUUUCUAUGUAAAUAUUUUGACAUAUGUAUUCUAAUAUAUGUUUGACCUUUUGAGUGCCAGAGGGAUGUAGGUGGCAAAUCCAGGAUAUAUUUUUAACUUUUUUGUUUUUCUUUGAAAAACGAGAUUUCUCUUUAUGUUUACGUUCUGUUUGAGCACAGUGUGAACAUUUUGUCAUAUUUGUUGUUCGAGAAUAAUCUCUGUUAAAAUGACUGCAUUUUGCGUUAACAUGAGGAGUAAAGUAUACUUGUUUUCUUUUUGAUUUUGUUUCCCUUUUUGUAUUGUUACAUGGAAUAAAGUUUAUGUACAAAA
Pelobates fuscus (common spadefoot toad) is the source of this 3142-nucleotide messenger RNA. RefSeq names its product terminal nucleotidyltransferase 2 (gene TENT2). NCBI's taxonomy places the organism in Eukaryota, Metazoa, Chordata, Amphibia, Anura, Pelobatidae. Gene Ontology annotation, molecular function: poly(A) RNA polymerase activity. The record is from RefSeq and is a predicted model, not a curated record. The transcript is spliced from 15 exons. Bases 137 to 1660 code for a protein of 507 amino acids.